Messenger RNA from Drosophila sechellia, 3747 nucleotides. RefSeq names its product intraflagellar transport protein Oseg1 (gene Oseg1). Lineage: Eukaryota; Metazoa; Arthropoda; Insecta; Diptera; Drosophilidae. The transcript has 11 exons. The coding region runs from base 134 to 3643 and encodes 1169 amino acids. Gene Ontology annotation, biological process: intraciliary retrograde transport; non-motile cilium assembly; protein localization to cilium. Gene Ontology annotation, molecular function: protein binding. The record is from RefSeq and is a predicted model, not a curated record. Gene Ontology annotation, cellular component: intraciliary transport particle A; non-motile cilium.
CAAACUGCCAUCUCCAGCCAAGACGCCAACUUUUGUUGUGGUUGGUUGCCAUGGAAUCCGUGUGUAAACAACGCACCUGCAUUUAGGAAUUUCUACCAACUAUGCAGGAUUAGUCAAUUCGACUUCUGCAACAAUGAGGGGCGUUCUCAAGUGGCUGGAACGCAUAGAGUUUCCCAAUAGCAAAGACAACGAGAUCAGUGUCCACAAUGUGUGCUACGCACCAGAUGGCAGCCAAUUGGUGGUGGCUGCGGGGGAUCGGUUGCUCAUCUACGAUCCAAACGAUGGCUCCUUGCUGAACACCUUGAAGGCGCAUAAGGACACGGUCAAUUGUGUGGCCUACUCGCGGGAUGGCAAACGAUUCGCCAGCGGAGCCUCCGACAAAAUGGUCAUCGUGUGGUCACCGCAGCUCGAGGGACUGCUCAAGUAUUCGCACGGUGACUCCAUACAGUGCAUGAGCUUCAAUCCUGUUUCGCACCACCUGGCUUCGUGCUCCUUGUCGGAUUUUGCCUUUUGGUCGGCCGAUCAGAAGGCGGUGCAGAAGUACAAGAUAUCCGCGCGUGUCAAUGGCUGCUCGUGGACCAAUGAUGGACAGUACCUGAUCCUGGGCCUGGCCAAUGGCACCAUAUCCAUUAGGAACAAGUUGGGCGAGGAGAAGGGGAGAAUCGAUCGGCCUGGUGGGCCCAACAGCAACGUCUUUAGUGUCCAAUGCUGUCCGGCCUGCGGUCCUGGCAGUGUGGACACCAUUGGUGUGGUGGACUGGAGCCAAACGCUAUCCUUUCACACUCUGAGCGGCCAGAUGAUAGGCAAGGAGCGAACCCUGGGCUUUGAUCCCUUGUGCCUGCAGUACUUUCCCAACGGGGAGUUCUGCCUGGUGGGCGGCUGCACCGGAGGUUUACACUUCUUCACCAGGGAGGGUAUUCGGCUGGGUACGCUGGGCGAUACCUUUGACACCUGGAUCUGGACAGUCGCCCUACAUCCAAAUGGCCAAUCCUACACCAUUGGCUGUCAAGAUGGAACCCUGGCCUGCUUCAACAUUGCGUCUAGUACCGUGCACGCCCUAUACCGCGAGCGCUAUGCCUUCCGGGAAAACAUGUGCGACGUGAUCAUUCAACACCUGAUCUCUGGCCAAAAGGUGCGCAUCAAGUGUCGAGAUUUGGUUCAGAAAAUAGCCAUCUAUCGGAAUCGACUGGCGGUUCAGUUGCCGGAACGUGUGGUUCUCUAUGAGCUGAGCUCUGGAGAGGAUCAACCCAUGCACUAUAAAGUGCGCGAGAAGAUCCAGAAGAAGUUCGACUGCAGCUUGCUAGUGGUUUGUAGUCGUCACAUUGUCCUGUGCCAGGAGAAGCGUCUCCAAUGUCUGGAUUUCAUGGGUGUCCUGCAGCGAGAAUGGAUUAUGGACUCGUUCAUAAGAUACAUCAAAGUUACCGGUGGCCCUGUGGGAAGAGAAGGGCUAAUGGUGGGCUUGAAGAACGGCCAAGUGUUCCGAAUCUUUCUCAACAACUCACUACCGCUGCUCAUCACCACUGCUGUGUCUGCUGUUCGCUGCCUGGAUAUCAAUUCGAAGCGCAGCAAGAUCGCAGUUGUGGACGAUGUGGGUCGCCUGGUUGUGCGGGACAUAAUCAACGAUACAAUUCUGUACCAGGAUACGGGUGUAAACAGCGUCACUUGGAACACGCACCUGGAUUCGAUGCUCUGCUAUACCCACACAACAGGCGGAUUAAGCGUUCGGGUGGGGAAUCUGCCGCCGAGGGCACCACAGAACAUGCAUGGCGUGGUGGUGGGCCUUUGCGGAGCCACUGCCUUUUGCCUGCGCGGAAAUAUUAUGCACAACACGCCUUUGGCUCUUGGUUCCACCAUGUGGCAGUUCAUCGAAGCUGGAUUGUUUGACGAAGCCUACCAGGUCGCCUGCCUGGGCGUGACCACCAGCGACUGGGAAGGAUUAGCUCAAUCCGCUUUGGAGGCACUGCACAUCAAUAUCGCCCGCGAUGCCUACGUCAAAGUGAGGAACCUUCCGUGGCUCAAGCUCAUCGGCGAGCUACGAGAUCAGCAACAGCGAUCGGCGGUUCCUAAGGAGGUGCUUCUUGCAGAGAACUGCGCCUUUGCUGGCAAGUUCAAGGAGGCAGCUCGUCUAUUUCUCAAAUGCGGCCAGUCGUCAAGAGCACUUGAAAUGUACACAGAUCUACGUAUGUUCGAUUUAGCCCAGGAGUAUAUCAAGGACGGUACCGACCAGGAGAAGAAGGAACUGGUACGCAAGCGAGCGGAAUGGGCCUAUUCGGUGAAGGAGCCACGAGCUGCUGCGGAACUAUUGCUCUCAGCUGGCGAAAAUCAGAAGGCUAUUGACAUUGUUGCAGAGCAAGGAUGGGCCGAUGUGCUUUACGAUAUCGGACGACGACUGAGUCUUACGGAGCGCGAUGCCCUGGAAUCGGUGGCGCAGAACCUAAAGACCCUCAGAGCUCUUCCCCUGGCUGCUGAGAUUUUCAAGAAGCUGGGCGAUGAAGCCCAAGUGGUGCAACUGCACAUCGAGGUACGCGACUGGCCGGAAGCUUUCCGUUUGGCGGAAUCGCUGCCGGAACUCCUGCCCACAGUGCACUACCAGCAUGGGCAAUGGCUGGCCGAAACGGAUCAGUUUAUAGAGGCACAUCAGGCCUACAUAAAGGCAGGACGCACCAAGGAAGCCAAUCGUUUGCUCAAACAACUAAGCAAUACGGCCAUCGGGGAGGAGCGCUACCUGGAUGCGAGCUACUUUUAUUGGCUGCUGGCUAAGCAACAUUUAGAUGUAUAUCACGCCAAGGAAGAACAAAAUCCUGUUGAUCACCACCUUACGGAGUACAAAAAUCAUUUACGUGUUGCCAAGGUGUAUUAUGCCUACAGUGUCAUAUACUCUUAUAUGAAAGAACCCUUCACCACGCAUUCCCCAGUUAGCCUAUUUAACGUAAGCCGCUUUAUACUAAACGAAGUGGAGCACAAAGGUGUCCCCAAAGGAGUCAGCAUGUUUUCGGUUCUCUUCACGCUUGCCAAGCAAGCUAAGUAUUUGCAGGCCAACAAGUUGUGCCUUCUUAUUAACAAGAGACUGCAGUCUUUGAAGCCACCAGCUGGAGUCCAAGAGCAGAUUGAUCUAAAUUUCCUAAAUAGCAAGGCUUGCAAAAGUGGCUUCAACGAUCCGGAGGAGCUUUUGCCACUUUGUUACAAGUGCUCCAACUACAGUCAACAUUUGAAUAGCAAUUGCUGUCCCACUUGCCGGCAGGAUUAUAUUUUCUCAUUCGUUUCCUUCGAAAUUCUACCCCUAGUACAAUUUUAUCCAGAAGUGGAUAUAUCUGAUGCCGAGGCGGAGCGCUUGCUGCUGGCUCCUGCAAAGCACGCCGAGGAUUCGGAUCCAUUUAACGAGGAUGUGGCCAGUGCAUUGCCGUUGAGCUUGGAUCGCAAUGGCCUGCGUGCCAUAGAUCCCAAUCAUGUGCUGAUUCUUAAACGGAGGGAAAAGAAUGUGCGGAAUGUGUAUUAUCGUAAUAUAUUACCCGAUCUUCAGGUUACCUAUUGUCCUCAAUGUCUGCUGCUGUUCUAUGCGGAGGACUUUGAGCUGCAAGUGUUGCAAAAAGGCCACUGUCCCUUUUGUCACACAUCCUCUGAAAAGCUGAUGGAAGACUUUUGAAAUUGACAUAAGAAGUGUGUGCAAAUAUAUAAUUUCCGUCCAAAACUGUACAAAUAGGAACUAUACGCAAAUAAAUACGGUGUUACGCCCAGGUUUCCUCCUGA